Molecule: messenger RNA, 4386 nt
Organism: Hirsutella rhossiliensis
Lineage: Eukaryota; Fungi; Ascomycota; Sordariomycetes; Hypocreales; Ophiocordycipitaceae
Product: paired amphipathic helix repeat domain-containing protein
Exons: 7
Coding region: 1-4386 (1461 amino acids)
Biological process (GO): negative regulation of transcription by RNA polymerase II
Cellular component (GO): Sin3-type complex; chromatin
Molecular function (GO): transcription corepressor activity
Source: RefSeq, a predicted model, not a curated record
AUGAACAGCCAAAACCUCCACGGCCGCAACGGCGGGCCGCCCUUUGACCGCGACCGCGACAUGGAGGAGCGCCACCGGGCCAUCCAGCAGCAUGAGGAGAUGCGCCGCGACCAGGAGCGUGAGCGGGAGCGCGAGCGCGAGCGAGACCGAGAGGCGGGCGACCGCUACCCGCCGGCCCCCCAUCAGAGCACCGCCGGCUCGAUACCCAUCCACCAGCCCGUGGCUUCUAGGAUAUCCGGCGCCAUCCAUAGUCCCGGCGGCCUGCUGGCCAACCACAACGGCGCCGCGCCACCGCCCGCCGCUCACCUGGGUGCCCCCUCGGGCCCCAUGGCCGCUGCCAGCUUCGGCGGGCCUCUGCAGGGCGAGCCCGGUCGGCAGAUGCCGCAUGGCGGGCAGCCCGGUGCUGCGAGCCAGCACCAAGUCUUUGCGCCCAUUCCGCAUUCGCAGGCUCCUCCGGGUGCGUCCCAGCCUGCGCCGAGCGGCACGGCCUCAGUCUACGGAGGUGGUCCAUCGCAGCAGCAGCAGCAGCAGCAGCAACCGCAGCCACAGCCACAACAGCAGCAGCAACAGCAGCAAGCUCAGCAGGCCCAGCAGCAGCCCCCCCAGCCGCAACAGGAGGGCCAGCGUGGCGGCAUUACGCAGGGCCAGCAGCCCAUUUUAAAUGAUGCCCUGACGUACCUUGACCAGGUCAAGGUUCAGUUUCACGAUCAGCCCGAUGUUUACAAUCGAUUCCUAGAUAUCAUGAAGGACUUCAAGAGCCAGGCCAUUGAUACUCCAGGAGUGAUCAACAGAGUGUCCGAGCUGUUUGCCGGACACCCGAAUCUCAUCCAGGGCUUCAACACAUUUCUGCCUCCCGGCUAUAGAAUCGAAUGCGGCGCAGGAAACGACCCAAACACUAUCAGAGUCACCACCCCGAUGGGCACGACUGUCCAGUCCAUCGCUGGGCGCGGCCAAGGCGACGGCCAUGGCUCGGGCGGCAGCCAAGUCCCCUUCCCCGAGCGUGGCGGCCAGUGGCAGCAACGGGCUCAGCACAACGUCGAGAGCCCGGAAGCCAGCUUCAGCACCACGGCACAGAGCGGCGCCAGCCUUUUCGUCCAGGCGGCUGCACAGAACGCUGCGUUCGAGGCGGCUGGCCCGCAGAGGAACGCACCCCAGAUGCCGGGCAACGCGGGUGCUGCUGGUGGCCCAGCCCCUCGCGGUCCCCAGACCCCAGCUCCUGGUGCCGGUCCUGGCGGCGUCAACGGGAGUCAAGCCAGCAUGGAGCGCAGGGGCCCUGUUGAGUUCAACCAUGCCAUCAGCUACGUCAACAAAAUUAAGAAUCGCUUCCAAGACAAGCCAGAGAUCUACAAGCAGUUUCUUGAGAUCUUGCAGACGUAUCAACGAGAGCAGAAACCCAUCCAGGACGUCUAUGCCCAGGUCACGACCCUCUUCAACUCAGCCCCGGACCUUCUCGAGGACUUCAAGCAGUUCCUGCCAGAGUCGGCCGGGCAGGCCAAAGCAGCUCAGGGAAGGCUUGAGGACGCCUUGCCUCCGGGCCCGAGCCACACUCCGCAGCCGAGCAUGAGAGACGGGCAAAAGCUGCCCCCUCUCGGGAGCUUUGCCCCGCCUGCGAGCGCAAGCAAGGACAAGAAGCGCCCCCGCACCGACAAGCAGGCCCAGAGCGCCGAGGCCCUGCUUAUCGAGACGGCUGCGGUCGGACGAUUCCCACAGAAUGCCAUCAACGGCAACAAGCGACCCAAGCUCAGCCACGCCCGAGGGGCCGGGGACACUGCGGCGGCGAUUGAGCCAACGCUCACCCCGGUGAUGCCCGAGCCGUAUCCGGCGCGUGCCUCGGCAACCUCGAGCCAGGAAGAAAUAGCCUUCUUCGAACGUGUCAAGAAGUUCCUGAGCAACAGAUCUUCCAUGAACGAGUUCCUCAAGCUGUGCAACCUCUUCAGCCAAAACAUCAUUGACAAGAACACGCUCUUCCACAAGGGCGCGCUCUUCAUAGGCGCAAACCCUGACCUCAUGAGCUUCUGGAAGACAUUUGUUGGCGUCGACUCGCACGACGUCAUGAUUGACAAUCGGCCUGCGCCGCCGACCGAGAAGCUCUCUCUUAGCAACUGCCGCGGCUACGGACCGAGCUACAGGCUUCUGCCUAAGCGUGAGCGUCUCAAGCCGUGCAGUGGACGUGAUGAGCUGUGUAACUCGGUUCUCAACGACCAGUGGGCCUCUCACCCUACCUGGGCGAGUGAGGACUCUGGCUUCGUGGCGCACCGCAAGAACCAGUUUGAGGAAGGACUGCACCGCAUUGAGGAGGAGCGCCAUGACUACGACUUCAACAUUGAGAUCAACCUCAAAUGCAUCCAGCUGCUUGAGCCCGUGGCUCAGCAGAUGCUGGCCAUGUCGCCGGCAGAGAGGGAGGCCUUCCACAUGCCGGCGGCGCUUGCGGGUCAGAGCACCUCGAUAUUCAAGCGCAUCUGUAAGAAGAUAUAUGGCGAAAGGGGCAUCGAGGUGGUCAACGACCUGUUUAGCCACCCGUUCAACGUGGUGCCCAUCCUCCUCACCCGCAUGAAGCAAAAGGACGAAGAGUGGCGCUUCUCCCAGCGCGAGUGGGAGAAGGUGUGGCACGCUCAGACGGAGCACAUGUACCUCAAGAGCCUCGACCACAUGGGCAUCCUCGUCAAGAGCAACGACAAGAGGAACCUGACGGCCAAGCACCUCGUCGACGUCAUCAAGACCAAGCACGAAGAACAGCGGCGCGAGCGUGUCCUCAAGGGCAAGGCGCCCCGAUACCAGCUGGUCUGGGACUUUAGCGACAAGGACGUCGUUCUCGACCUGCUCCGCCUCAUGAUGCUCUACCCCCUCCAUAGCGGCCAGCACAGCGCCCAGGAGAAAGAGCGGCUUUCCGAGUUUUUCGAGUCCUUCAUUACGAACUUUUUCGACCUUAACGAGGACGCGGUGCAAGAGAGGGUGCCUAAGAUACCUCCUGACUCGGCCGAGGAAGAGGUCGAGGAUCCGAUGCCGACCGAGCUGGCCAACGGCCGCGGCAAGCGCAACGGCAAGAAAGGAGAUCUUCUUAGGGGGGUUCUCGAUCCCGGUCGCAACGGCAGCAAGCCGCGGAGCCAAAAGGAGGACAGCGCGGCGUCCGGGAGCAAGGAGACGACGCCCGACGUGGGAUCGGCCAACGAGGAAGAAAUGCCCGACGCGCUCGACGACGCAGCCGCCACCGAGGUCUCCAACGAGCGCUGGAUGCCGACGGUGCCCAAGCCGGUCGUUGUGGGUGGCGAUAACUCUCUCAUCGACGCCGAUGGCGAGCUCAAGGCCGACGGCUUCUUUCGCCGCCCGUGGUACAACUUCUUUGCAAACCAGACCAUCUUCGUCUUCUUCAGUAUCUUCCAGACCGUCUACGGCCGGCUCGUGGAGGUCAAAGAGAGCAAGGACAUUGUGUCGCGCGAGAUUGAGCGGCGCAAUCGACCCAAGCCUGCCCGAGACAUUGGGUUCGCGGAUACUAUUGUCAACUACUUUGAAGCCGACGAAGAUCCCGACAAGUUCUGGCCCAAGACGGUGGAGUUGAUCGAGGACUACCUUAUCGGCGAGAUCGAGGAGACGCGGUACCAGGAAGUGCUGCGUCACUACUACCUCCGGAGCGGCUGGAAGCUGUACACCAUCCAGGACCAGCUCAAGACGCUUUGCCGCCUCGCCCUGACGUGCACCAGCAACGACGCAAAGGAGAAGACACCGGACCUGAUCCACCAGUACCUCAUGAGCCGCGAGAAGGAUGAGACGAGCUACCAGACGGAGAUUAGCGCGCGCAAGUUUGCCGAGAAGUGCGUCAAGGAAGGUGACAUUUUUGUGAUUUGCUGGUUUCCGCAGAAGGCCGAGGCCACGGUCCGCUGGCUGCAGCGCAACGACACGACGUUUUACAUGGACGAGAUGCAGUUGCGCGAGCGCUGGCAAUACUACAUCUCGUCGUUUAUCCGCGUGGAGCCGACCGAGGGCAUCCCGCGGUCCAAGCUGCAAAAGGUGGUACUUACGCGCAACAUGCCCUCGGGGGACACGGACUCGGACGACGACAACGUGCCCAAGCCCCUGCUGUAUAGCGAGAACCUGACGACGAGCAUCUGCCUCAAGAGCUCCAAGAUGGUCUGGGCACCCGGCACGUCCGAGUACUUCAUCUACGACCAGUCGCCCAAGACGCCCAUCAUGUCCGAGCGACGGGAUAACCUCCGCUCGGCGCUCAGCACCAUUCGCAAGAACAAGCUGCAGGACAAGAUGGUGCAGAACCCCCCGUGGACGAGGGACAUGAGCCCGGACGAGGUGCGCGAGCAUGUGGACGCCUUUGCCAGGUGGAAGGACGAGGGCAUCGUGCCGACAGCCGGCGACGGCGAGGGGGACACGGACUGA